AUGUUCAAGUUACUAAGUCUUGGAAUAUUCUUAAUAAUCAGCAAUGUUCAAAUUGUACAUCUAGGCUCUCCAACAUACAAACCAACAGUGACUAAUCCACCAAAAUCAUCAACUAAGUUGCCAAGUUUGAUUUCUUUGGAUAAAAUACUGCCAAAAACUGAUCUUCAAGAAAAGAAGCUAAUAAAAGAAGUUGAAGAUAAAUUGGAAUUGGAUGUACUUAGAAAGGCAGGCAAAAAAUCAAAAACUACAAAGAGUUAUAAUAAGCAGAACAAAAAAGGACUUACAGGAGAAUUAGGAAGCAAUUUGAAUGUAGCUUUAGGUCAACCAGGAGAGCUUCUACCAAUAUAA
Messenger RNA from Chironomus riparius, 348 nucleotides. NCBI's taxonomy places the organism in Eukaryota, Metazoa, Arthropoda, Insecta, Diptera, Chironomidae. The record is from the annotation of a GenBank genome assembly.